AUGCAUGUCACUCAUUUUGCUGCGCAGGCAGCCGACACAGUUGGAGGUGCUUGUUCAGUAUCAGGCCCAAGUCCAGCCGGCGCAGCAGCAGCAGCAGCAGCAACAACAACAACAUCAACAACAACAUCAAGUUCAGGCGCAGGCCAGGCACCACAUGUACUUGCAAAUUCCACAGGCUCAUCGUCCUCCUCAUCGACAGGUGGCCGAACAGCGCGCAUCACCACAACCGUGAGGAUAUCCGGGCCCAGGGCUCCCAUUCGCAGGAGCAGCCGCAGUAGUGGCAAUACCACCACUGUCUUCAGCACAAAAAACCUGACCGCGGCCGUCAAAAUGGUCUCGGCCAAGACCGCCCCCUCGGAAUCCGGGCCAAAACCAACCGUUUCGUCUAAUGCCCCCUCAGCGUCCAGCACGCCUCCUCCCGGGACAUCCCACCAUAAAUCACACUCGCAGCACCGCAUCUCAAAACCAUCCGGCAGCAUUGGCAGCCGCAAGGCUUUUGCAAGAGUUGCCAGCAUGGAGCCGCCCGUGCAGUCCUUUUACGGCGCCGAGCCAAUUCCCUUGCCCAAUCGCUUCGCGAAUAUCAAGCGCAGGCUCAUCCAGGGCAAGGAGCAGGCUAUUGAGGCCUCCUGGCGCCGUCUCCUUGCCGCACUGCGCGACGAGAUCGCGCAUAUCCAGUCCCGCGGCACAGAUCUCAUCCCCACCAUUGACUUUGCUGAUAUCGACGAUGCCGCCACCGUCACGUCUUUCGAGCGCGACCUCAAACGGUACGGCGUGGCCGUAGUCAGGGGCGUUGUAAGUCAGACGCAAACCGAGACCUGGAUCAAGCAGACCAGGGACUACAUUACCCGCAAUAGAGACCACAUCAAGCCCACCAUCCCGCAGGAUCCCACCUGUUUUGACCUCUUCUGGACUCCCGCCCAGUGCGCCAUCCGCGCCCACCCGUCCGUCCUCCGCGUGCAGCAAUGGUCCAUGACCUUCUGGGAAACGAAAGGCAUCGAUGCCGACGUGUCACGUAUCGCAACCCGCUUCCCCAUCUCCUACGCCGAUCGUCUCCGGAUCCACGACGGCACCAUCAUGGGCUCCAACGCGACUCUCCCGCAAGUCAACGGAAACUCGGCCGCCGACAGCCUAACAGCCAGCGCUGCGUCUACCCUCAUCGCCCAGGUCGAUAACGGUAGCCUAGAGCGGUGGGAACCGGAUGGUUAUGGCCGGGGCGGUGCUUACGAGGCAGUCUUCCGCGGCGACUGGGAGUCUUUCGACCCCUGGGACCCCUCGGGCCGCAUCAAUAUCACCCAAGAUCUGUACAACGGCGCCGGCGUCUGUUCAAUCUUCCGCAUGUUUCAGGGCAUCCUCGCCCUCACCUCCGGCGAGCCGGCCAGCAUCCGCGUCCUGCCCUCCCCCAAGCUCGUCAUGGCCUACCUUCUACUGCGGCCGUUCUUCAGCUCCAAGACAAAACCGCCCGCGAGCGGCUACGACGAGGAAGGGUCCUCGCCCGAGGUCAUCGCUGAGUGGGAUGCUUUCCUGGACGCAGACAACUGGACACUGGACAGCGAGCAGAGCACAAUUAUCCACGGCGCUGUGCCGGGCCACGCCCAGCGCAUUACGGAGCUAUGGCAUCCGCAUCUCCGCCUCCGCCGAUCCCUCGUCGAGAUUCCCACCUUGCAAGCUGGCGACUACGUUAUUUGGCAUUGCGACCAGGCAUAUAGCAUUAUAACCACUGCGGCGUCGAAGCCAGGGACGCCCGGUCCAGAGACGCCAGCUCCUUCGAUACUGAUGUACACGCCCGCUUGUCCACUUACCCAGACCAAUGCGCUCUUCCUCGCAAGGCAGCGCAAGGCCUUCAUGCUGGGACAGCCGGGGCCAGACUUUGACACAGCGGGCGGCAGCUCAAUGGGCAGCGAGGCACCGCACGAAGGACGCCCGGGCAAGGAAGAAAUCGCCGCGGUCGGGGGCGACCGUGGGCUGAGGGCCAUGGGGCUGGCGCCUUGGGAGCUAUCCAGCGACGGGUCCAAGGUUAUGACGCGGCCCGGCACUCGGGCCGUCACCCCGGAGCCGGCUGAGGCCGCGCCGGGAGAGGCGGACAAGAUGGACGUCGACAACAGCGCCGGGGCCAUCGCUGCCAAGAAGCGCAGCACGGAGGGCGAGGCCGAGGUGGUCCGCCUGGCGAAUAUUAUUUUGUUCCCGGACCGGUACGACUUCUACAUACCGACCGAAAAGGCUGGGAAUGCCAAAGACCGCGUUAAUGGCAAGGCGCAGGCCGAGCAAAUGGCGGCCACGCGGCAACUGAUUUCAAGGAUACUAUCGUGA
Messenger RNA from Diaporthe amygdali, 2307 nucleotides. RefSeq lists its product as uncharacterized. The record is from RefSeq and is a predicted model, not a curated record. Bases 1 to 2307 code for a protein of 768 amino acids. NCBI's taxonomy places the organism in Eukaryota, Fungi, Ascomycota, Sordariomycetes, Diaporthales, Diaporthaceae. The transcript has a single exon.